AUGCCUGCCUUCGAAGACAAAGAACUCGGCGCUGAUGGCAAGAGGCCUGAAACUCCUUCCUCCACGAACCCUAUGGUUGAGCACUUGCACAAGGUCUUUGUCAAUGGAUCACCUGCAAAACAUCACAGCACACUGGAAGUCCCAGGCGAGAAUGAGCACGGUGGAACUAUCGAAGUUCCAGCAACCAGAUCUGCCAUAGCAGAAUCAGAAGCCCUCAUGCACUCUCUGAGCAUGUCUCCAUCUCAAGUCGACCGCCGAGGCUCGCGUAACAGCUUUGGGGCUUCAUUGCCAAUCCCAAGAUCAAAGCGUCAAUCCCGUCUCUCUUCUGUUGCAACUGCAGAUGGAAGACCAACAAGACCCGGCAUGCCGGCCAUACAGCCUACUCGAGAGAUUCUUUCGUCUCAGUUGCAGGAUAUGUCGUCGAUCACGACAUCUGCUGCCAAGAACAUGGCUUUUGCCUUUGAUAUUGACGGUGUGCUUGUCCAUGGUGAUCGCCUGAUCCCAGAAGGGAAGCGAGUUCUUGAGAUCCUCAAUGGAGACAACGAGCUUGGCAUCAAGAUUCCUCACAUUUUCCUUACAAACGGAUCAGGGAAACCUGAGGCGGCCCGAUGUGCUCAACUCUCAAAGAUCUUGCACUCCCCAGUCUCGACUGAACAGUUCAUUCAGUCCCACACUCCCAUGUCAGCGCUGGCUGAAUACUACGAGACUGUCCUCGUCGUUGGAGGAGAGAACUACCAAUGCCGCGAGGUGGCCAAGGAAUACGGGUUCAAGAACAUUAUUGUCCCCAACGAUAUUGUUGCAGCACAGCCCACCAUCUCCCCACUAAAGGAGUUCUUCACUGCCGAACAAAAAGCGACAUCCAACCCCAAAGAUUUCAGCAAAAUCAAGAUCAACGCCAUCCUCGUCUUCUCCGACUCUCGCGACUAUGCCACCGAUCUUCAAAUCAUCAUGGAUCUGCUCCAAUCUGAAGAUGGCGUACUGGGCACCAUGGCGAAAGACCCAGUCUCGCAGCGCAUCCCCAUCUACUUCUCCCAGGGUGAUCUCCUGUGCCCCACCGAACACCCCGUGCCCCGAAUGUCGCAAGGCACCUUCCGCAUCGCUCUAGAAGCCAUUUACAAAGCCGUCACUGGUGUCGAGCUUGAGCGAGUCGUGUACGGCAAGCCCGAGCUGGCCACGUACAAGUAUGCUGACGAAGUCAUGGCUUCAUGGAUGGGUACUAUCCACAAUGACGAGCGUCUCCCCGAGAACAUCUACAUGAUCGGCGACAACCCACAAUCCGACAUUAUUGGAGGCAACAUGUACGGGUGGAAGACCUGCCUGGUGCGCACUGGUGUGUUCCAAGGAGGCGAGAACGACGAGAAGAACCCGGCCUCCUUUGGGGUGUUCAACAACGUUCUCGAGGCCGUCCAGACCGCGGUGAAGAAGGAGCUUGGGGAGGACUUCAAGUUCAACUGGAGCGACGCCAUGAACCCCGUAACUGCUAGUCACGCUAUUUCAGCCAUCGAGUAA
Lachnellula hyalina is the source of this 1509-nucleotide messenger RNA. Its product is annotated as putative CDP-alcohol phosphatidyltransferase class-I family protein. Gene Ontology annotation, biological process: glycerophospholipid biosynthetic process. Bases 1 to 1509 code for a protein of 502 amino acids. Gene Ontology annotation, cellular component: mitochondrion. Lineage: Eukaryota; Fungi; Ascomycota; Leotiomycetes; Helotiales; Lachnaceae. The transcript has a single exon. The record is from RefSeq and is a predicted model, not a curated record.